Messenger RNA from Acanthocheilonema viteae, 1371 nucleotides. Lineage: Eukaryota; Metazoa; Nematoda; Chromadorea; Rhabditida; Onchocercidae. The record is from the annotation of a GenBank genome assembly.
AUGCUUGCAGGACUCAGAGGUAAUGACGAAAAUUCAACGAAUACGAAACCGAAUCAAACUGCCGGUACAAAGCAGUUAAAAAAAGAUACUGUUAAAAAGCAGAGCGAGGAAAAUAUUAAUCAUAAUACAAUGGAAUCAGGCAAAUGUGCGAAUACAUUGAAUGGAUGUACGCUCAAAAGUACUGAUGAUAAUGAUUUAUUAAACGAUAUAGCGGUUACAGGAGGAGCACAAGCAGUGAUAUCGUUACAGCGUACCGAUAGCGCUUUAAGUAGUGAAUCGGUAACAUCAUCACAGGCAUCGACUAAAUCCCCGAAUUCGACAUCAAGUCGACAUCUUCAUCAAAGUGGAACUAUAUCUCCUUCUAAUCAUCAUCAUCAUCAGCAACAACAACAACAACAAUCACAAUCACAAUAUCACCACCAUCAUCAUCAUAAUCAUCAAUCUCAAUCUCAAGCAACCGCUUUUAAGCAGCAUUUGAAGAGAUCUGGUGGUAGCAACAGUAGUAGUAAUGGUACAAUAAAUUCACCAACAUCGUCAUUACUUCAGAUGGAUGGAUCCGUGGGUAUAAUUGGUGGUAUGCAACAUGGGACAGCAAUAACAGGAGGUGGGAAUAAUGAUAAUUCAGGUAGUGGAUUUAAUAAUACACCAUUACGUAAAUCUACUACCACUGGUAAAGAACAACAACAACAGCAAAAUGCUAAUAAAAAAAAGCAUUUAAAUGGGAAAGAAAUUGAGGAGCUUGCCGCUGGCUUAAGAAAAUUGAAUUUAACAAAGGAGAAUUCUCUUAUCGAACAAUUUAUUACAAGUAAUUUUGAAGAUGAUGAAGUAGGAGGUGCGGUGGGACAGAUGCUCGUACAUUUCUCUAUCGAAGAGAAUCGGCUAGCCGGCAAAGCUGUGGCACGUAUCGCUGCACAGCUCCUCAAUUUUGAUACUGCAAACGGUAUUGCAGCUGCAUUAAUGCACUACUUUGAAUGCAGGGAUCGUUUACGUAUCGAUCAUUUUCGGGUUUGGAUUACUUUCCUCAAUUUUGUUUCCGAUUUGUAUGCUAGUGUUGGCUACAUUUAUGAAGGAGAACUUGUCGAUCUUGUUUUUCGUAUUUUCGGCUAUUUGCUCAAAGCACCUAUUCUCGAUACAUUAAAAAUUGAAGAGUUGGAAAGUUUGAUUGGUUGUUUGCUCAGCGUUGGAUAUGACCUCGAACGACAAUGUCCUGAACAAUUAGCUGUUUUAAAGGAUCUCAUUCGAGAUGCUUUUAUCGAGGUACAAGAACCUUGGGCACGUAAAAUGAUUCUUUUAUUGAUGGAACUGGGAGCAAGUGGAUGGAAACUUCCACCUGAAGCAAACGAAUAUUACUUCCAACAUACCAGUUCAUAA